UAACGCCGGGUUGCAGCUUCUGGGCUGUUGCUAAGAAGGGCGGUUGGCCCUCGCUUUCAGAGGAGCCUGCGCAGGAGCGCACACCUUGGUUCUUCCAGCUUGGUUCUGGUCUGCUGAGAGUGAUGCCGCUUCCCGACACCAUGUUCUGCGCUCAGCAGAUCCAUAUCCCCCCCGAACUGCCGGACAUCCUGAAGCAGUUCACCAAGGCUGCGAUCCGCACCCAGCCCGCCGACGUGCUCCAGUGGUCCGCGGGGUAUUUCUCAGCUUUGUCAAGAGGAGAUCCACUGCCCGUGAAGGACAGAAUCGAAAUGCCCAUGGCCACUCAGAAAACAGACACAGGCCUGACUCAAGGGCUCCUUAAAGUUUUACACAAGCAGUGUAGCCACAAGGAAUAUGUGGACAUAGCAGAUCUUGAGCAGAAAUGGAAAAAUUUGUGCCUGCCUGUAGAAAAAUUCAGAGCUCUCCUGCAGCUGGAUCCUUGCGAAGAUAAAAUCGAGUGGAUAAAAUUUUUAGCGCUUGGAUGCAGCAUGCUUGGUGGGUCACUGAACACCGCGAUGAAGCACCUGUGCGAGAUCCUGACCGCGGACCCCGAGGGCGGGCCCGCGCGCAUUCCCUUCGGGACCUUCUCCUACGUCUACCGCUACCUGGCCGGGCUCGACUCGGACAUCACCGCGUCGGACACCGAGUCCUACCUUUCCUCGCUGAAGGAGAACGCAGCUGCUAGAAAGAAUGGUAUGAUAGGUCUUUCAGAUUUCUUCAUUCUAAAGAGGAAAAUUUAGAAAACCUUGAGAAGAAAACUCAGAAGACAGGCCAUUAAUACAGAGAAGAACACAUUUUAAUGUCAAAAUAGUGCCUUUCAAAACCUUGACACCAAAUACAACCUGUC
This is a messenger RNA of Dama dama (fallow deer), 886 nucleotides long. RefSeq names its product rhophilin associated tail protein 1 like (gene ROPN1L). The transcript has 6 exons. Bases 123 to 779 code for a protein of 218 amino acids. NCBI's taxonomy places the organism in Eukaryota, Metazoa, Chordata, Mammalia, Artiodactyla, Cervidae. The record is from RefSeq and is a predicted model, not a curated record.